This is a messenger RNA of Arxiozyma heterogenica, 2121 nucleotides long. RefSeq names its product translation termination factor GTPase eRF3 (gene SUP35). The coding region runs from base 1 to 2121 and encodes 706 amino acids. Gene Ontology annotation, cellular component: translation release factor complex. Gene Ontology annotation, biological process: nuclear-transcribed mRNA catabolic process, deadenylation-dependent decay; translational termination; translation. Gene Ontology annotation, molecular function: translation release factor activity; GTPase activity; GTP binding. The record is from RefSeq and is a predicted model, not a curated record. Lineage: Eukaryota; Fungi; Ascomycota; Saccharomycetes; Saccharomycetales; Saccharomycetaceae. The transcript has a single exon.
AUGUCUAACCAAAACAAUAACAACAAUCAACAACAAGGUUACCCAAAUUAUAAUCAACAACAAGGGUAUCAAACCUACCAGGGGUAUCAAAAUUAUAACCCUCAACAAGGGUAUCAAUCUUACCAAGGGUAUCAAAACUAUAAUUCGCAACAAGGGUACCAAGGUUAUCAAAACUAUGCCCAACAAGGAUACCAAAACUACAACCAAAAUGGCUAUCAAAACUACAAUCAACAAGGUGGAUAUCAAAACUACAAUCAACAAGGUGGAUACCAAAACUACAACCAAGGUGGAUAUAAGCAAAGCUAUAACAGAAACAACUAUAACAAAAAUAACUAUAAUAAUAAUAAUUAUCAACAAGGCUAUCAAAACUAUCAAAGCUACAGCCAACAACAAAGUUAUCAAAGUUUUAACCAACAAAAUAAAGCUAUGACUUUGGAAGAUUUCCAAAAACAAAAGACUCAACAAGAUACUAACAAACCAAAAAAAACUUUGAAAUUGGUAUCUAGUUCAGGUAUUAAGUUAGCUAAUGCUACCAAAACUACCACAGAAAAGAAGGAAGAAGAAAAGAAAGUUGCAAAGGCCGAAGAAACCUCUACUACUGCUAACAAUGAAACUUCUAGUAAAAAUACUUCUGAUUUACCAAAUGUGGCUGAUUUGAAGAUCUCUGAAGAUGAAAAGAAGACUGAUUCCUCUGCACAAACUACUCAAGCUGCUACUUCUACUUCAUCCACUGCCCCUGUUUCUACUGAACCUAUUAGUGGUGGUGUCGAUGCCUUAAUUAAAGAGCAAGAAGACGAGGUCGAUGAAGAAGUCGUUAAGGAUAUGUUUGGUGGUAAAGACCAUGUUUCUUUAAUUUUCAUGGGUCACGUCGACGCCGGUAAAUCUACCAUGGGUGGUAAUUUAUUGUACUUAACUGGUUCUGUAGACAAGAGAACUAUUGAAAAAUACGAAAGGGAAGCUAAGGAAGCUGGUAGACAAGGUUGGUAUUUAUCUUGGGUUAUGGAUACUAACAAAGAAGAAAGAAACGAUGGUAAGACCAUUGAAGUUGGUAAAGCCUACUUUGAAACUGAAAAAAGACGUUAUACCAUUUUGGAUGCUCCUGGCCAUAAGAUGUAUGUUUCUGAAAUGAUUGGAGGUGCAUCUCAAGCUGACGUUGGUAUUUUAGUUAUCUCUGCUAGAAAGGGUGAAUACGAAACUGGUUUUGAAAAAGGUGGUCAAACAAGAGAACAUGCUUUAUUAGCCAAAACUCAAGGUGUUAAUAAGAUGGUCGUUGUCAUCAACAAAAUGGAUGAUCCAACUGUCAAUUGGUCUGAGGAACGUUACAACCAAUGUGUUACUAAUAUCUCUAAUUUCUUAAAAGUCAUUGGUUACAACAAAGAAGAUGUCGUUUUUAUGCCAGUCUCUGGUUACAGUGGUGCUGGUUUGAAAGAUCGUGUUGAUCCAAAAGAUUGUCCAUGGUACAAUGGUCCAUCAUUAUUGGAAUUCUUAGAUAACAUGAACCAUAUGGAUCGUCAUAUUAAUGCUCCAUUCAUGUUGCCAAUUGCUGGUAAGAUGAAGGACUUAGGUACUGUUGUGGAAGGUAAGAUCGAAUCUGGUCAUAUUAAGAAGGGUCAAUCCACAUUAUUGAUGCCAAACAAAAUUCCAGUUGAAAUUCAGAACAUUUAUAAUGAAACAGAAGCUGAAGUUGACAUGGCUAUUUGUGGUGAACAAGUAAAAUUAAGAAUUAAAGGUGUUGAAGAAGAAGAUAUUUCAGCUGGGUUCGUAUUAACUUCUCCAAAAAACCCAAUUAAGAGUGCCACCAAGUUUGUUGCUCAAAUUGCUAUUGUUGAAUUAAAAUCCAUUAUUUCUGCCGGUUUUUCAUGUGUUAUGCAUCUUCAUACCGCUAUUGAAGAAGUCACUAUCACUAAAUUAUUACACAAAUUAGAAAAAGGUACUAACCGUAAGUCUAAGAGACCACCAGCAUUUGCUAAGAAAGGUAUGAAAAUCAUCGCUGUUCUUGAAACUGAAGCUCCUGUCUGUGUAGAAACCUACCAAGACUAUCCACAAUUAGGUAGAUUUACUUUAAGAGACCAAGGUACCACUAUUGCGAUUGGUAAGAUAAUUAAAGUUGCUGAAAAUUGA